This is a messenger RNA of Nerophis lumbriciformis (worm pipefish), 1491 nucleotides long. The record is from RefSeq and is a predicted model, not a curated record. NCBI's taxonomy places the organism in Eukaryota, Metazoa, Chordata, Actinopteri, Syngnathiformes, Syngnathidae.
AUGUGUCAGGUGACUGAAACCUAUCAUGAUGACUUUGAGCAGAAUGAGAUUCCAAGUGAGUCGAAGAAAUGUGUCAAAUGCAAGGACGUGAUUGCCGUGGUGGCCAUCAGGGCAGGUGACAAAUACUGCAGGGGCUGUUUUGAACUGUACUUCCAUCACAAAUUCAGAGCCACAUUGGGCAAAAACAGAGUGAUUUUCCCAGGAGAAAAGGUGUUGCUAGCUGUAUCUGGAGGCCCUUCUUCUUCAUCAAUGCUCAGACAAGUCCAAGAGGGUUUGAGUCAGAAUGCUCACAAGAAGUUGAGAUUCAUGCCAGGAAUUGUCUACAUUGAUGAGGGUGGUGCUUUGGGUCAGUCUUUGGAUGAGCGACGGCAAACGGUGGCAAAAAUGGACGAUAUUUUUAAGGCUUCAGGAUUCCCCUAUCACAUUGUGCCUUUGGAACAGGUUCUUGACCUCCCAAGUUCAGUUAUCAUGAUGGCUCCUUCCUCACAGCAACAAGCAAGUUCCUACAAAGCAUAUGUGGACAACUUCAUUCGCAAGAAUACUUGUAGUUGUUUAACACCAGAGCAGAAGCAUGAGACUUCAUUGCCUUUUGUUCAAGAGUCACAGACUGAGCAACUGCAGCAGCUCAUUAACUGUUUUAAAACACUGACAGCCAAAGAAGACAUCCUGAGUAAUUUGAGACAACACCUCUUAGUGCACACAGCGCGUUGUGAAGGCUACAGUAAAUUGAUGUUAGGAGACAACUGCACCAGACUGGCCUGUAAACUUCUUGUUAGUAUAUCAUUGGGAAGAGGAGCACAGCUUGCUCAAGAUACAAGCUUCUCAGACUCACGCUACGGUGACAUAGUAUCUGUGAGGCCCAUGAGGGAUUACUCUGCAAAAGAAAUCGCCUACUAUAACCAUAUUUUCAAUGUGCCAUCUGUUUUCACACCAAACCUACAAACUAAGAAUAAAGAAAAAUCCAGCAUUCAGCGUCUGACAGAAAGCUUUAUCAAUAAACUGCAAGUUGAUUUCCCAUCUACUGUCAGCACCAUCUACAGAACUAGUGAAAAGCUGCAAACAGCUUCUACAAGUUCAUCUUCUGCGAACACUUGUGACAGAUGUUUGCUCUGUAUGUGUUCUUUGGAUACCUCAGUUGAAAAUGCUUCAGCCUUCCAGGCAACUUUGAUCUCUAAAUGCCUCUCACAGACCAAAUCUGGAGGUGCAAACAGUGCCUCCUCUCCCAGACAAAACACAGGUCCCACUACACGUUGUUGCCAAGGCAAAGAAGAGCAUUGUGAAACAACUCUGGAAAAUAGAGGCUGCUGUUCUGUUAUCAGGGCUCCAGACACGACUGACGUGACAAGCCUACUGUGUUACAGUUGUCAGUUGACUACCAAAGACAUGUCCUCAGUGGAUCGUCUUCCUCAAUACAUCUUGUCGGAGGCUCAGAUAAGACAAAGGAGGGCUCGUAUGAAAGAGGAGAUUAGUGAUUUCCUGUUGGAUGAUUAG